This is a messenger RNA of Conger conger (European conger), 7700 nucleotides long. It is a transcript of the gene agap3, whose product is annotated as ArfGAP with GTPase domain, ankyrin repeat and PH domain 3. Gene Ontology annotation, molecular function: GTPase activator activity; GTP binding; GTPase activity. The coding region runs from base 137 to 3517 and encodes 1126 amino acids. The transcript has 18 exons. Gene Ontology annotation, cellular component: nucleus. NCBI's taxonomy places the organism in Eukaryota, Metazoa, Chordata, Actinopteri, Anguilliformes, Congridae. The record is from RefSeq and is a predicted model, not a curated record.
GACUACGCUGCAGCAGACCCAGAGGCAGGACCCGCUUCCCGAUGAUGCUCGCCCUCCAGCCGAGAGCGCCGUGCCCCAAGUGGUGCUGCGACGGCCCCUGCUGGGCCAGCCUGCAGGAGGCAGGAGGGUGGUGAGCAUGUUUGGCUCACCGGCUAAACCGGAGCUAGCUUUGCAGAGCGCCCAGGAGAGACUCAGGAGGCCCAGGAGCGUGUGUGUUCCUGCUGGCCUCAACCCCCUUCCACCCGUGCCCGUCCCCUUGACCCAGCGUGGACUCCCGGAUGCCCUACAGCAGAGGAGGAGGGCAGAGAUGCGGGCCUGCGACGGCCUCAAGCUUGAGGCUUCCCGGACAAUCCCCCCCGUGGUGCGUCCCAGGUCCCAGCCCCGGGGGGCCAAGCCGCGGCCCGUCAGCAUGACUGUGCUGGAGCUGAAGAAGCGGGGGUCGCGGGACAACCUGCUCUCCGACGGAGCCCCUGCCCACGGCUUCUCCCGCACCUCCAGCGAUGGUGCCAGCUGGAGGCUCUUCAGCAAGCUGUUCGGAAGGUCCUCCAGGGACGCCCAACCGGCCCCCGAACCCACCGUGAAGCUCGACGCCCCCAAGCCUGAAGCCCCUAAGAGGACCCUUGCUUCCCUGCGCAGGAGCCUGAGUUUCCGGAUCAGGAGGGGCAGGGACAGGGACAGGGGGGAGACAGAGGAGCCGGCCCGGGACAGGAGCCGCACCAUGAGCAACGGAGAGGACACGGGGAGCUCCACGCAACCGUUUUCCUACCUGACGGGAAGAGUGCUGUCCCCUCCGCAGGAACGGGAUGCAGACAAAGGGGUGCAGUAUGUGAAGUACCAGAGCCGGGGGAAGGUCAAGGUAAUGGAAGUGCCUAACUGCCCGGCCAAACUGUCUCGAGCCAGCCCGGAGGAGCCCAGUGUGUGGCGUCUGCUGACCAGCCGCUUUAAGAAAAAGGACCCGCCGCCAAGCAGCAAAUGCGAGCUGCACUCUCAGACCUCGGGGUUUGGCAAACAUCCCCUGGCUGAGCAUAAAAAGCCUCAGCCCGUUACCAUGGAAACGCGCGCCAGCAUGAAAUUCAGCAAAGGUCAAGACUCCUUCGUCAACAGUCAGGAGUGGACGCUGAGCCGAUCGGUGCCAGAGCUCAAAGUGGGCAUUGUGGGUAACCUGUCCAGCGGGAAGUCUGCCCUGGUCCACCGGUACCUGACAGGCACAUACGUCCAGGAGGAAUCCCCUGAAGGCGGGCGGUUCAAAAAGGAGAUUGUCGUGGAUGGACAGAGCUACCUGCUCCUCAUCCGGGACGAAGGCGGGCCCCCUGAGCUUCAGUUCGCUGCCUGGGUGGACGCAGUGGUCUUUGUCUUCAGCCUGGAGGACGAGAUCAGCUUCCAGACCGUCUAUAACUACUUCCUGCGCCUCUGCAGCUACAGAAACACCGCUGAUGUGCCCAUGGUGCUGGUGGGCACACAAGAUGCCAUCAGCGCCGCAAACCCCAGAGUCAUCGACGACUCGCGUGCCAGGAAGCUGUCCAACGACCUGAAGCGCUCCACGUACUACGAGACCUGCUCCACUUACGGCCUGAAUGUGGAGAGAGUCUUCCAGGAUGUUGCCCAGAAGGUGGUGGCCCUGAGGAAAAAACAGCAGCUGUCCAUCGGCCCGUGCAAGUCCUUGCCCAACUCCCCCAGCCACUCCUCUGUCCCCUCCGCAUCAAUCCCCUCCGUUCACAUCAAUCAGCAGGCGGCUAACGGCGGGGGCGCGUUCAGCGACUACUCGUCCUCCGUCCCGUCCACCCCCAGCAUCAGCCAGCGGGAGAUGCGCAUCGAGACCAUCGCCGCCUCCAACACGCCCACGCCCAUCCGCAAGCAGUCCAAGCGCCGCUCCAACAUCUUCACAUCUCGGAAAGCCAGUGAGCAAGCAAAGAGCAGUGACUGUAAAACAGACAACAUAGGCAGUGGGAGGGCCAUACCAAUCAAACAGGGCAUCCUGCUGAAGAGAAGUGGGAAGUCCCUGAACAAGGAGUGGAAGAAGAAGUAUGUCACCCUGUGUGACAACGGCCUACUGACCUACCACCCUAGUUUACACGACUACAUGCAGAAUGUGCACGGGAAAGAGAUCGACCUGUUGAGGACCACGGUCAAGGUCCCGGGCAAGAGGCCCCCUCGAGCCGUCGCCACCAUAGCCCCCACAGCCAGCCCCAAGACCAACGGUUUGGCCAAGGAGCGCAGCACCCUGCAGCUAGGGACCGGGACUGCAGGUGCCCCCCAUUCCAACAGCAGUGGUUCGCUCCAGUCAGACCGCUCGGUCAGCGGGAUCAACCUGGUGGGUUUUGGCGGGAAGCCGGACGGCAUGCACCAGCGCUCCUUCUCCGUGUCGAGCGCUGACCAGUGGAGCGAGGCGGCCGUCGCCAGCACUGGGGCAGCCAACGGAACUGCAGAUGCCCUCUGCUCCAGUCCCAGUGUGUCCAGUGCCACCAGCCCCAAACUGGAGCCCCCGCCCUCGCCACACGCCAACCGCAAGAAACACAGACGGAAAAAGAGCACAGGGAUCACCAAACCGGACGGUCCGUCCGCCGGAAACGAAGAGCAAGAGGAGUCGUUUGAGUUCAACAUCGUCUCAUUGACGGGGCAGAUGUGGCACUUCGAGGCCUCCACGUAUGAGGAGCGGGAGCUGUGGGUGCAGGCCAUCGAGAGCCAGAUCUUCGCCAGCCUACAGUCCUGUGAGAGCAGCAAGAAUAAGUCUCGCCUGGGCAGUCAGAGCGACGCGGUGGCCAUUCAGUCCAUCCGGAACGUGAGAGGGAACAGCUUUUGUGUGGACUGUGAAGCGGCCAACCCUGACUGGGCCAGUCUGAAUCUGGGGGCACUGAUCUGCAUCGAGUGCUCGGGGAUCCACCGCAACCUGGGCACACACCUGUCGCGCGUGCGCUCCCUGGACCUGGACGACUGGCCUGUGGAGCUCAGCAUGGUGAUGACCGCUAUCGGCAACACCAUGGCCAACAGCGUGUGGGAGGGAGCGCUCGAGGGCUACACCAAGCCUGCCGCUGACUGCACCAGGGAGGAGAAGGAGCAGUGGAUCCGGGCGAAGUAUGAGCAGAAGCUGUUCCUCUUGGCGCUGCCACAGUCAGACGUGCCCCUGGGCCAGCAGCUGCUCCGGGCCGUGGUGGAGGACGACUUACGGCAGGUGGUGCUCCUGCUGGCCCAUGGCACCAAGGAGGAGGUCAACGAGACGUACGGAGAUGGAGACGGCCGCACCGCCCUGCACCUCUCCUGCGCCAUGGCCAACGUUGUCAUCACACAGCUCCUGGUCUGGUACGGCGUGGACGUGAAAAGCCGGGACGCCCGAGGUCAGUCUCCGCUGGCAUACGCGCGGAGGGCGGUCAGCCAGGAGUGCGCGGACAUCCUGCUCCAGCAUGGCUGCCCCAACGAUGGCGGGGGCCUGGUGCCCACGCCCAACACGGCGCGCCGCAACCCCAACGCCAACAACAACAACGCCCAGUGUGAGCUCAACCGCAGUGCCAGCUUCAUCUAACGACCGGCACCGCGCUGACACCCCCUCUUCACACACACACACACACGCACUGUGGCACCCGACACCCCCUAACCCUGUCCCCUCUCCCUCCCUCUGCGUCAUGUGACUCCAACGGCCCUGGGGGUGAUGGGAAACAAGGCGCGGAUGUCCCACUGAGGGAACCCCGGAGAGCGAGGGCUUCAUCGGGGGGAGCCCUGAAGCCCCAACGCUCCUGAUUUAUUAGGGCCAUUACAAAACCAUUCCCAAAAACCUUUUCACCCUAUGGAGGAAAGCCAGGAGAGCACUCCUUUUGAGGGUACAUAUCACAGGUACAGUGACAAGGGACUGGUUAACAUCACCUUCACUGCUGCAUCAGCGCCAUUGACUGGGCCAUUACUGUAAUUAUUGCUAUUAAUAUGACUAUUAUUAAAGUCUUAGCUUGUGCUUUAAAAAGGUUGGGAACUCAUUUAGAAAAAGCUCAAACUAAGUCUGAAGGGAUAUGAGUUGGAGGAUGAGGUGAGCAUAGUGUAUAUUCAACCCCUAUUAGCCUGAGAAAUGAUGAGCAGUUUGUCUAGUUUCUAAUAUUAGUAAACAUGUACCUAGGUGCAAGUACCCGGGUUUGGCCAGUGGUAGGAAGCUGCUGUGUUUUUGCUUGUUGAAGAGCACAGUGACUGCAUUUGAUUGCCAACAACUGUGGGGCCGUACAGCCCACCUCAAUGGACCUCCUUUUCCUUACCUCUGUGACAUCUGGCCCCCACCGUUUUCUGGACAGAGAUGGCCAGGUAUAUGACUGCUGUUUUUCCUUGGCUAUGGGUGUCCUGCUGGGUGGAGUCUGAAGGUAGCUCACCUCUGGUGUACAGCAAAGCUUCUGCAGACCAUUCUGCAAAGUUUAGGAGUGUGGCAGGUUCAGUGGUGGGGAUGGUCUGAUUCCCAUUGCCCAGUUUGAGAGUUUAUUUAUAUAUAUUUCUUUCCCCAGGUAACAUUCUCAGUUGUCUCAAGUGGGUUUUAGUGCUGUAGCGAGGUCUUGUUUGGUCACACCGUCCCUUAAGUUUACAACUGCCUUAGCGACUUGCCUUGACCGUUGGCUUUAGUGAGCACUAGAGCAGCACAACAGUAAUGCAGUAUUUCUCUGCUUCUCUCAGUUUUUAUUGCAGGGCUCAAUAGCAUCAGAUUGGGGCUUUUGGAGUGUGGGCUGUCUGUGUAUGUCUCAUUCAGCUCACUGCUUGAUUCAGUGCAGGUUUUGGUUCUUCUCAUGUUCAGCUACCCGUACUGACUGCUCAAAUUUUGAAACAGAACUAUGAAACAAGAAAACAAGAAAAUCUUAAGAGACCGAUAUCAUCAGAGCUGAGUGUGUUCCUAAUUCUGUGCAGAAAUGGCAAAAAAUGUCCUCCUUCCUAAAGUGUAGUGAUUUCCUACGUUCAAAAGUUUAGGUGGACAUAACCAAGAGCUUUUCACAUUAGCCUUCCCUAGUUAGAUGCCUUUUUUGCCUUUGCACAUUGCCUACCUGUCUUUUCUCACCGCUGUUGAAACCAAAGUUCAAGCCUUGCCUUUACUGUCUUUUUUUUAAUGAGCAAAAGGAUUAUUCACUGCAGUAUUGUUGCCUCAGAGAGGAUUCUUCUGCUAAUAGAUAUCCUGUGAUAGAAUGUACCAGAAUGACUUUUGGUCAUCUGGACCAAUUAGGCACAGAUAUCAUCUUAUCAGCCAAUCAGGAAUUGAGUGUUCUUUUGUUGUUGGUUUCUCUUGACCAGUAAUGACUGUUACACUACACCUUUAGAUUUAGAUAAAAUGUGAAAUCAUACUUAUUCUCAUUCUCUAUUUUUGUACAUGUUUCCCUAUUUUAAGUUGUUUUAAGUUCAGAGUGUAGUAUUCGUUUAGUGAGUAUAUGUAUGUUCCGCUGUAAUAGUUGCACAGUCCUGCACAGAACUAGGAAUUCUUGAAUGCUCACACCUGCACAAAGGAGUCAUAAAUGCACAAAUUGUAUAUACACAAUGUAACCAUCUCUACAGAACACUCCAGCGCUAGUCAUUUUACACUGUUUUUCCAUUGCCAUUCAUGGUGGUCUUUGUUAGGUAACGCUCAUUGACCAGUGCCUGCAGUUGUCUAUGAGCAGUGAGCUAUCUGCAGGGGUUGGGUUUGCAAGACAGGCCUCCAUCUGGAUGCAGACCUCAAAAACGCAGUCGCUCCACAAAAAACGUUCUUUGAAGGCUACAUCCAAGAAUUAUUCUUUUUAAUUUGUGAAGGGAAAGCCUCAGCCCCUGGACUCCUGUUUGUCAGCUGAUGCGUGAACUUGAGAGAACGAUUCCCCCGUCGUGCUGCUCCAGGGCGUCACCGCAUCGCAUCGUAGUUUGGAUUGUCGUCAUCUCAUCAGCGUGGUGGUGGUGUUUAGGCCUGUAAUCCAGCCUCCAUGGUCCCUCUGUGUUUGUAGUCUCUUUUGCGUAAUGGAUGAUCCCUGCUGCUUCCUGUGGCCCCCGUUGGCUGUCCAUUGCUCCUCUGUGUGACGUUUCCCUGCAGACUCUGCUCCGCUCCCGCUUACACCUGGACGACCCCGAACGAUGCCGUUUGAGUAUCCAAGAAGAAAUGCGUUGUUUGACUAGAGUGUCAGGAGAUUUUAAAAAAAAGGUAUUGAUGUGUACAGAAAUAUGUAAAAAGUAGCUUUUCCUCUUGCAGCUGACCUUUUAGUCCCUAAUGGUGUGUGUGUGUGUGUGCCUGCGUGUGCUUCAGAUGGGACUUCCUUUGAAAUACUGUUUCCGUUUGGGUGAUGAGGCUGAAGUGGCGGAUUCAUUUGCAUUGCCUCUAAUCCCUGCUGAAUUCAUGCACCGGGGAGAAAUCACGGUAUUACUGAAGUCUAAAAAACCAGUUUCACCGGUAGGGCUCAGUCUCAGAAAGGCCAACACUCAUAUUCUUGUUGUAUGUUGGUUGUUUUUAUGGCAUAAUCCCAGUAUAAUAUCCAGUCAUCUGACUGACUGUAAGCUGGUUGGACACAAGAAUACUUUCUUCUCUGGAUACCCCUCUGACCAGGGCUAACAGGCCUGGAAGCCCAGCUGAAUGAUGCCAUCGUAUUUCCAUUUUAAUGUUUGUGAUUUCACAACUGAUAAAUUCUGUAUUCUGGGGGUGUGCAACUCCAGUCCUGAAAAACCGCAGCGUUUGCUGGUUUCUGCAGCCUUUCAUUUAAUUUAAGUAAUUGAUUGGCCAAACAGUCCAUAUGCCUUGUUUUCAAGACUAAAACUCUUUAAAUACAGAAAUCUGUUGAAACCAUGAAAACCUGCAGAUAUUACGGUCCUCCAGGACAGGAGUUUGUAAUCCCUGCUGUAGAGGUUGCAAGUGAUGUGAUGAUACAGUAAGGAACUGACUCUGGUUUGUUUAACCUCAGCAAUUGGCCUUGGUACAACUGUGGGUUUACAAUGAGAGCUUAAGGACAUUUCAAAGCUAGUCUAAUGGAUGGAUGAUUUUAUAGUCAGGGCUGAAAUGAAGAUAUAUGUGUACCUUAGGGGAACUACCAUACGUGAACCCCCAAAAACACUCAACCCCUGUAUGUUUCCUGAUUUCAGCACCUCCUCCACUCCCUCAUAUCGAAUGCCAGUUUUUCCCAAAGAACAUUUUAUUGAUAGACUGCGUAUACAGGUUGAUGAACAUAGGAUUGACCAGGGAAUAAUGCAAACGACUACAGGGCAUCCGCCCCUCUUGUUUUAGCCUAGUAAUACACUAGCAUUGCUCAAGAGAGUUAUUUUAAAUGAAGAAAAAUUGGUCUGGAGGAGUUAUGAAAGGGAUCUGGGUCGAUCCCUGAGAGACAACAAGCCAACCAAAAUGCUUUCAGGAGCACCUCACCCCCCUAGCUGUUGCCCCACCCUCUACAACUGCCCCCCAUCCCACCUACCCUCAAUUACAUUUUUGUUUUGUUAUUGCAUUCUUCUCUUGAUUUUUAUUGUAUUUAAGGUACUAUGGUUAAGUCUCAAUGCGUAUACAUUGUCUGACCGUGUGAGGUACUGUGUAUAAUAAUGUACAUUUGACAUAUUUAUAUUGCAGUAUGUAAAUAUUGAUUUUUGUUGUUUUUUUCCUGUUAUUUUUUCUCUUUUCAUUUGAGAACAUGAAACAAAGCAAAUUCAAAAGAAGACAGUUACUGUUUGUGUGCUUGAAUGACUGUGGACAUAUUAAUAAACACUCCAAUAAAAUAAUGUAGCCUUCCCAGAAGUGGGAGUAACAACCA